GUCAAUGUCAAUGGGAAAAAUGCCAAACAAUCCAUGAAAGUUGCUAAACAAUAUCAAACAAAACUUAAAAAGCUUUUCUGUUACAUAACAAUGCUAGUUUUUUUUUAAGAAUAUCAUAAGUUUUUUAUUUACGUAAUAAACAUAUUGAUAGUAGUUAAUAAGUUUUUUGUUAAUAAAGUGUUUGUAAGCUCGAAAGUACCAUGAAUGGUCCUGGUAUGAGUUUGUUUCAAGGUGCCCCAAGCAUUCACAUAAAUAAUAGCGCUCAAGACAGACUUGAAGAGCAGGAAGAGCUAGCUGAUAAAAAGCGGCUCGAUGAAGAGUUGCAACGUAAUCUCGUAAAUGCAUUCGACGAUCUUCACGACGAUGAUAAUAGUUCCGUUAACAGCAGUGGAAACUAUACGUUGGACGCAUCUUGCCCCAAUGGAGCUCAGCAACCCAUCAGAACUGGCUGCCCGCCCACAUAUGUGGAAUCCUUAACCCGCUCAAAAGAAAUUCAACAUGUGACUGAGCCAUCCAAGCCAUUUUGCCAAACGCCCAAGAAUCAUUUGCAGCACUUGAAUAUAGAGGAACCCAUCAAGCUGGGUUACAGUCCACAUGGCGCUGGAGAUGGCCAGAAUCAUUAUUACAAUCAAGAAUGCAGAGGAAUACCAGCAGGACAUAUCAAUGGUAUUAAUAACUUUGAAGCCAGACAAGACUAUAACAUGAAUGAAGAAAAUCUGAGAGUCUUAUAUGAGAUGCGUUUAAAAGAAUGUCAACAUCUAGCAAACCAGAUAGAAAAACAUGAUAUGGAGGUUGAAAGUCUCAGAGCAAGGCUCACAGCUGCCAUACAAGACAAAGACAAGGCAGAGUUUUCUCUGCAAGAAGCUCAUCGUUUACUUGCGUCAGGCAAGCACAAGUCGAUAGAGCUGGAGCAGCAGAUGACGUCACUGAGGGAGAAGCUGGUGGCGAGCGAGCAGGACAAGGAGCAGCUCAAGAUGGAGCUGCGCGCCGCCAACAUCGCCGUGCAGGACGUGCAGCAACGAUUGCACACCAUGCAGGUUGCCCACUCCCAUGACACUGACGCCCUGUUCAGGGAACAGCAAGACAGACACAGAGAAGAAGUGGACAGAUUGCAAAACGACUUGAUGAAGGCAAAGAGUAGGCUUGAUGAAAAGGAUAACGAAAUAAAAAUAUUAGAAAAACGAUGUAUGGAACGCGACCGAGAGAAAGAAGAAAUACUAAUAGACAAGGGUGCUACAAUAAAUCGUUUGGCCAACGAGCUAGAAGUGGCUCAGAGUAGACUUGUGAAUGGAGAGACUGCUCAACUCAAAGACAAACUUCUACAGCUGACCAGCGAUAGGAAUACUGCUAGAGAACAAGUUAAAGUGCUUGGGUCAAAAUUAAAAGACACUGCUCAAGAAUUGGUCACGUGCCGAAACAUGAUGGCCGCUUCUCAGAAGGAGUAUGAGAAUUGGAGGACAACGCUCAACCAGAUAUUGAAGGAGGCACUACCGGAUAAUUGUUACAGUCUAGGUGAGCCGCCAUCUCCCGGGAAGCUGGCUACCUUGAAGGAGGUGUUGAGUCGUCAUAAACAACAGAUUCAAAAACUUUCGACAAUGCAAGAGGAAAUAGCGAAACGCGAAAAGCGGUUAGAACAACACAGAAAACAGGAGUCUGACCUCAGAGCGAAGCUGGAGGAGCAGAAAGGCAUAGAGAUGCAGCUCAACUCGCGGCUGGCCGUGCUGCAGAACAAGCUGGAACUGCUCGGGACAAAUACUGACAGCGAGCUGCUUGACACAUACAAGCUGCAGAACGAACAGAUGAGGAAAGAUUCCGAGGAACUGAGGGCUGAGUUUAAAAAUCUGGAAUUGAAAUAUGCGGAGCUCGAAAUGGAAUACGACAAAUUGAAAAGUGAGAAAGGCAGCCGCGCGUCUCUCGUGCAAGAAGCGAACGCUGACCUGUUGAGAGAGUUGGACACUUACAAUGGCAGACUUAAGGAUACGCUGAAGGAGAAUGGCGAGCUGAAAACAUUAUAUUUACAGGUAUGUAGUGCACGCGAUGGAGUUACAAGGGAACUAAAAGACGUACAAAUAAAACACCAAAGGGAAAUCGAACAGUACAAAAAUCAAGAGAGAGAUUACAUAGAGAGAAUAGAGAAAGAAAAAAGACUGGUAGAGAAGUUUGUAACAGAUUUGACAAACGCGAGAAAAGAAUUGGAAAUAGCUAAUAAGAGGAUUUCUGAGUUACAAAAGGAGUUUACAGACAAACAGAAGGAAUUCACUGAUAAACUGAACAAGUUUUUAGAAGAUGAGAAAAUUGCAAUGCGUAAAGAGAAAGAAGCGUGUGCACAAUGCGACAAACAGUUGAAACACAUCAGGACUUUAGAAGACCAGUUGAGCAAGUACAAUAUGAAAUUGGCGUCUCAAGAAAGCAACGAAACGCUGAUGAAAGAGUUAAAGGGGAAGGCGGAGUUCUUCCAGAAGUACAUAAUGGAGCGGUACAAGAAGCUGACGGACCUGCGAUCGGUCGGCACCAACACGGACGACUCGCGCCCGCCCGCCGCCGCGCCGCCUACCGACUGCGAGGACGCUCUCGACGCUAAGACUGCCUUAAUGAUGAAAGAGAAAGCCAUACGGGACCAGAUAGCCGAGAAGUUUACAUUAGAAAUCAAAACCAUAGAAAUGAACUGCGCGAGGCGUCUAAAAGAAAUGGAGACAGAACAGUUAGCCUCUGUCACCAAACUGAAGGACUUGUUGGAAAGGAAGGCGAAAGAGAUCGACACAUUAAAGGAGUUUAUAUUGUCUGAGAGAGCAAAAGUCACCCAAAUAUUGGAGUCUAAGGAGAAUGAGAUAUCGGUGCUGAUAAAGGAGCAUAAUGAACUGCAAAAUGAAUGCCAGCGGUCAAAAGAUGAAGUCGUUGAAUGGAGGCACAAAGCUGAAAAAUAUAAGGAACGUUUAUCCCGCCUGGGCUCCUUAGAAGACAUUUUGAAAAAGGAGAAGGAGGACUGGAAACAGAAGACAAGCUCCAGUGCGAAGGAAUGCCAGAGCUUGAAGAGCACAAUACUGGAGCUGCAGUCGAAUUUAACACAAAUAGAUCAGAAAUACACCAAACUGCAGUCUGAACACCAAAUUAUACAGGAGAAGUAUAAAAAUGCUAAGAGAACGGUUCUUACUUAUAAGGAUUACAUGUCAAAAAAAGACAACCACAUAAACAGUGAAAUGAACAGGAUACAGAACGAGUACAGGAAGAUAUUCGUCAAACUGCAGAACCAAAUCAACUACUACGUCAACUCGCGCUUGACGGAAGAGAGGAAACAGAAGGAGAAACGCACGCCCUCACAGUCGCAACAGUACUCGCCGGUCGAUUAUACAGCAAGAAUGAAUGAACUGACGGAGGAUUUCGCGAGACUAGCUCAAGCUAACUUCCAGGAUAGCCCGGACAGCGUUCACUGACGUACAAUGUACAUCGGACAGUGGAUCUGUUUAACUUCAUUGUACAAAUCUCGCCAAACUCUUAGUCCGCUCUGAACACGAGGCGUAUGAUUGUGCAGUGUACAAAAACAUAUACAGGAUGUCCCGCAAUUAAUGGACAAAACGCAAAUGGUAGAAACACCAUCCAAUUUAACUAAAACUAAUUUGAAUAGUUUUGAAAAAAUCCCUAGGGUGACCAAGUUUAUUAUUAUUGCUCUCAAAGUUUCUUCUAAAAAACAAAUUAUUACAUUAUUCAUAAAAAUAGUAUCAUAAUACAUUGGUAAUUUAAUUUGGCAAAAAAAUACAGCAGAUACAGCAUAGAAAAAAAUUUAUUCAAUAUAGAUAUAAUUUGGUCACCCUAAGGAUUUUUCAAAACUAUUCAAAUUAGUUUUAGUUUUAGGUGGUGUAUCUACCAUUUGCGUUUUAUCCAUUAAUUAGGGGAUUAUACAUACGCAGUUUGGUGUGUAGCAAUUUGCAACUUCAGAGCUAAGACUAAAAGUUUGGCGUGGACUAUAGACUAAUAGUUAUUACCUAUUGAGCUGAAAUUUUACAUACACUUUAUACAAAGAAAUCAAAUUUUAAAACUAUUUUUCGUGUAGGUUGGUAAUUUUUUUUUACAAAUAAUUUUGAUGAACUACUGCCGAAUGCUCAGACCAAUUAUAGAAGGACCUGUAUCACACUCAUAGUCACGAGCAAAAUUGUCUGUCAUUUUCUGAAGAAAACGAGCUUCGAUUUGGUAUAUAUCUUAUACUAAACUAGAAGUUUUUGCCCGUUUUUUACACAAUUGAACUUCAAAAAAAAAUUUUUAAGGAGCUCUUUAAUCGACGAAAACAAUUACAACUAUUUAACAUCGAUUCUAUAGAGACAGUUUUUAUAAUUGCAUUAGGUCGUUGAUCAUAUACUUUGACAGAAAAGUAACGUCUAGCGAGACAGGUCCAAUACAAUAAUUGGUCUGAGGCCGAAUGUGACAAUAUUAUUUCACAUUCUUCUUUCUUUGUUUAUGGCACUGCUAUUAUUUCGCAAUAAUAACGAAUGUCGUCGCAUGAAGUUUGGCAGUAUCGACUUUAUACUCCGCGCCACGAAACAAGUCCCGUAGACGCGGCGCUAAUGUCUUAUUGUCGCUCAUUGUCGUUUGGUAAUGGCAGUCUUAUGUCAUUCGUGUUUUGACGGCCUCCGUGGCGCAGUGGUAUGCGCGGUGGAUUUACAAGACGGAGGUCCUGGGUUCGAUCCCCGGCUGGGUCGAUUGAGAUUUUCUUAAUUGGUCCAGGUCUGGCUGGUAAGAGGCUUCGGCCGUGGCUAGUUACCACCCUACCGACAAAGACAUACCGCCAAGCGAUUUAGCGUUCCGGUACGAUGUUGUGUAGAAACCGAUAGGGGUGUGGAUUUUCAUCCUCCUCCUAACAAGUUCCCCGCUUCCAUCUUAGAUUGCAUUAUCACUUACCAUCAGGUGAGAUUGUAAUCAAGGGCUAACUUGUAAAGAAUUAAAAAAAAAAUUAGUUUAGGUCUUAGCCGCGGGACUUCUUUUGUGGCGCGGAGUCUACUUAUUAUUUUAGUUUUUAACUUACUGUUUAUAUCAUACCAAUAUGCAUUCCAUAUAGGGCAUAAAUUUACUGCCGGCAUUUGCUUAAAAGCUUACAUUUUCUACUGGCCAUAUUUAAUAAAAUGGAAAAACUUAAUUUUUUUUUCAAAGCAAAGUAGACUCAAUCACUAUUACUUAAAGUUCACUUUACUUUAAAGAUAAUUAAUUUAUAGGAGUAUAAUUUAAUUAUUUAUUAAUCAUUGAGAUCAAGGUUCUAAAAGAAACAAAUAAAAUCAACAACAGUAUUUCCUAAAAAGUCCUCUAAACAUGAAAAUUAAUUGUACUGGUGUUUUUCAUUUUAUUAAACAUUUUUAUGUUUGAUCCUCAAGCAUAAAUUUAAUUCAUAUAAGUAAACCUACACAAAACUCUUGCCUUGUCUUGCUUCUGCCUUGAGGUAAGCAAUUUCUUAUUAAAAAUAAUAAAUGAAAUUAUUCUGUGGCAUUAGUAAAAUAUUAUGUAAAAUAUACACUCGAAUUUAUAAUAACAGUUGUGAAAUCGUUUAAAGAGCAAUUUUAUUUUUAUUUAGUCUAGCAGACGCCCCGCGGUUUCACCCGCGUAGUUCUCGUUCCCGUAAGAAUACGGGAAUGUAACAUAGCCUAUGACACUCGCAAAUAAUUUGCCUUUCUAGUGGUGAAGGAAUUUUCAAAAUCACUUGAAUAGAACUCUCUACACUGCAAACUUUACCUCUUUAUUAAGUAUAGAUAAAUAAACAUUGAAAUUGCCUUAAUAUGCAUUAGUUUAGAAAUUAGAAUCUAUUUUCUAGUACAAAGCUCACAAUUAGCAAUUCCAUUUUAUUAAAAAGCUUUAUAGGAUAUUGUGAUGUAUUGCAGUUUUUUUAGUGACGUUAAAAAUGAUUUUUUGAUCUCCAUUCUGGUUCAAAUUAAUUUUACAAAACUUUGUUAGUUUUUAUGGAGUACUUAAUUAAGAAAUGCAAUAUUAUUAGCUUCAAAGUUAAAUUUAAUGUUGUUUAUACAAUUGAUCAGAGAUUUUAAUUUUGAAAAAUGGACCUAUCACCAAGGUCAUUUAGACUACAUAAUGCCUUAUUAAUUUCUUUUUAAACCAUGUCAUUUAAUUCGUUGAAAUAAUUACUUGGUUUAAAAACUAAAACUACAAAAUUUUGGUAUAAACGAGGUGCUGGUAUAUUUAAUUGUUUUUGUAAAUUUUUUAAUUACAAAACUGACGGUUAAUUUUCAAUGUAUGAAUAAGCAUUUAAUAAAAUUUUGGAACGUGUAAUACCUAUCUAACAUAAGAAUAUACUGUAAAUUAUAUUUUACUAUUUUAAUAGUAUAAGUUAAGUACUGAGCCCACAAACUAUAUUAAAAAAGAAAAGCUCAUUUAAAAAAAAACAGUUUUUAGGUACAAAAUACUUGCAUUUAUACUGGUAUGCAUUCAAAAUGAAAUAAUCCAAUGGUGCAAAUUCGGUUGCGUUAAUAGUACAAAUAUUCCGGUAUCUGGUUUGGUAUUUUUUUUAAAUUAACACAUUCACUCUUUUAGGAGAUCUACAAGACAUUUACUGUUUCAUUAUACUUCAUCCGUUAAGUAUGAUACUAGUGUAUGAUUAUGACAGAUAGACAUAUUUGCUUCUUACUAAAAGUUAAAAUUGAGGAACUGUAAUGAAAAAAAAUACUCAAUCACUCCUUACAUUCUGUGGAAGAUAUCAAUUAUUUUCAUAACUCUUUAUUAUUUAAGAGAUUGGACUCAUUCCACAAAAAGUUAGUAAGAGGUCUAUUAAGUCUCCAAAGCACAUGCCGAUUUUUUUUAAUUUUGACUCAAUGAGUGUUAAUAUUAAUGUGAAUGAAGUAUUGCAGCAGCCCAUAGCAGAGCAGUGAUAGCCCAGUGGAUAUGACCUAUGCCUCCGAUUCCGGAGGGUGUGGGUUCGAAUCCUGUCCGGGGCGUGCACCUCCAACUUUUCAGUUGUGUGCAUUUUAAGAAAUUAAAUAUCACGUGUCUCAAUCGGUGAAGGAAAAACAUCGUGAGGAAACCUGCAUACCAGAGAAUUAUCUUCAUUCUCUGCGUGUGUGAAGUCUGCCAAUCCGCAUUGGGCCAGCGUGGUGGACGAUUGGCCUAACCCCUCUCAUUCUGAGAGGAGACUCGAGCUCAGCAGUGAGCCGAAUAUGGGUUGAUGACGACGAAUGAAGUAUUAACUUAGAAAGCCAUAUUUUUCCAAGCCUCGGAAUAAUAAUUUAAGAGCAAGUUGAAGAGAUAUACAGGAUGUUGUGUAUAAUAAUUAUUAUGAUAGCAACCUAGGUCGCACCACUACAAAGCAUUGCAGUAUACUAUAAUAAUCGUAUUGUUCCUAUUUUCUUUCCUAACAUGAACUAAAACCCCAAGAUUGACUGAAUACAAAAACAAAUAUUCCCCAAUUAAUUACCUACUAAUAAUAAUAACUAUGAAUAAGCCUUAGUAAUGAUAACAUAUUAAAUAUAUUUUUGAUAAAGAUUUCCAUUUAGGAUUUAUUCCUGUGAUAAAAUUUGUGUAUGUAUAAUAAAUAUAAAACAAACAGUAUUAAUAUACAAAAAACAUUGUCACAACAUUCCUUAAAAUUCCAGAAUAUUUUUUACAUAAAAUAUACUCAGAGGCACAGUUAUCCGCCCUCUUUAAUUUGACGCGAGUAUAUUAAAGUGGGUGGAUAAUUGUGCCUCUGAGUAUAUAAAUUGCACUAAGUAUAUUGUAAUUGGUGCAUUGUAUGAUCCAGUUAUUAUCGAAUUUAUCUAUUUAUUAUUGCUCAAUUGUUACUAUUUAUGUUAAUUAGUUUAUUUGUGUGUCCGCGCUUUUGUAUAGUUCAAAGGUUCUCUAUUUGUGUUAAUAUUAUAGUCUUAGAUCCGUAUUAGAAACGUCUAUCACCCAUCUGUAAUAGAUGAAAACUUUUAUAAAUCUAAUUUAGCAUGUUAAAAUGUAUUGGCAGUAGGUUGCCUAAAACAUUCCUGGCCAAUCUAUCAUAGUGUGGCAUGGAAUUUUCAAGGCAACCUACUUACAAUAUUAUAUACUCAGAGGCACAAUUAUCCGCCCACUUUAAUAUGACGUGAGUAUAUUAAAAUGGGCGGAUAAUUGUACCUCUGAGUAUAUUUUGUAUCAACAUCUACUGAUUUAUUUUCAUCCAAUAGACAGAUGAUUGAAGAUAAUUUCUAAUUCGGGUCUUCUACUAUUAGUGAAGCUAAGCAUUUAAGUUUAAAUUAACUUCGACAUUUGCGUCACGCAAUGCGUGUAUUUUUCCAUUGAUUGUCAAAGUUAUAGGUAAUUUAGAAUCGUUACUUAAUUAUUCUCUAUUGUUUAAUGUUUAUAAUAAUAUCUAUUAAUAUUUUAUUAAUAAAAUAAUUGUAAAUAAAACUA
Messenger RNA from Bicyclus anynana (squinting bush brown), 8358 nucleotides. RefSeq names its product putative leucine-rich repeat-containing protein DDB_G0290503 (gene asl). The record is from RefSeq and is a predicted model, not a curated record. The transcript is spliced from 20 exons. Lineage: Eukaryota; Metazoa; Arthropoda; Insecta; Lepidoptera; Nymphalidae. Bases 201 to 3431 code for a protein of 1076 amino acids.